Messenger RNA from Paramuricea clavata, 795 nucleotides. The record is from the annotation of a GenBank genome assembly. Lineage: Eukaryota; Metazoa; Cnidaria; Anthozoa; Malacalcyonacea; Plexauridae.
AUGUUUCAACAAACACAAUCAGAUCCAUUUCUAUUACCAAAUGGAACUACUAUCAACAGCCUACUCUAUGCGGAUGAUCUCAUUAUACUUUCACGAUCAAAAUCAGGUUUACAAAGCUGUCUAAACCAAAUAAAUGAAUGGUGUAGUAAAUGGCUAAUGGAAGUCAAUAUCAAGAAAACAAAAAUUAUGAUUUUUCAAAAACACAACUCCAAAUUACCAAACCUUCAUUUCCACAUUGGAGAUAAAAAGAUAGAUAUAGUCAAAGAGUAUAUCUAUCUUGGUCUCAAACUAGUACCAAAUGGGAAAUUUAAACUCGCACAACAACAACUAAGCGAAAAAGCUUUGCAUGCUCUUUAUAAAAUUCGUAAAAAUCUAGAUUUUCAUAAACUUUCACCAAAAACAGCAACAAAAAUUUUCGACUCAAUAAUUUCCCCAAUUCUACUAUAUAACUCAGAAGUCUGGGGAGCAUACGAAAAAAAUGAUCUGAAUAAAUGGGAUAAUUCAGAAACUGAAAAAAUUCAUUUAAGAUUCUGCAAGCUAUACCUAGGUGUUAACAGAAGAGCCAGUAACGUGGCUUGCAGAAGUGAACUUGGGAAAUACCCACUGCUGAUUACAAUAAAAAAGAAUAUACUGAACUAUUUUAAACAUAUUUUUAAACUAGACGACAACUCAAUAGUUAAACAAUCCUUCCUAAUGUCUAAACAACUACUUGAAAAAGGCAAAGAAUCUUUCUACACCAACGCAAUGAACAUGCUUAAAUCACUCUAUGAUAAUACAACAAACUUGGAAAAGUGA